Molecule: messenger RNA, 672 nt
Organism: Dinoponera quadriceps
Lineage: Eukaryota; Metazoa; Arthropoda; Insecta; Hymenoptera; Formicidae
Product: 40S ribosomal protein S28
Exons: 1
Coding region: 133-330 (65 amino acids)
Biological process (GO): translation; maturation of SSU-rRNA; ribosomal small subunit assembly
Cellular component (GO): ribosome; cytosolic small ribosomal subunit
Molecular function (GO): structural constituent of ribosome
Source: RefSeq, a predicted model, not a curated record
CUAAAAUAAUCACCAGUUGUCGCUAGUUGUCAUGUUCGACUCCAACAGUGAGCAAUUCCUCACAAUUCCUUCUGCCCGUUCACUUGCGAGAGACAUUCGUCGUUUGUUGUAUCGCACCACGUGAAAAACAAAAUGGAUAAGCCAGUAGUUUUGGCACGUGUCAUCAAGGUCCUGGGACGCACAGGCUCACAAGGACAAUGUACACAAGUAAAGGUGGAGUUCCUGGGUGAGCAGAAUCGACAAAUCAUCAGGAACGUGAAAGGCCCGGUUCGCGAGGGUGAUCUCCUAACCUUACUCGAAUCUGAGCGUGAAGCAAGAAGACUCCGAUAAUCGGAACAACAGUUUUGAUCGACGCGGAUAAAAUCGUUGCCAGCCAGGAUCCGGAUUCUAUCGCUUUCCAGGAGUUUACCAAGCGACACACAUGGUUCACAACCAGAAGUUUACUAAGCGAAAUACAUGGAUUACAUCGAUCGUGGAUGACGCACAUUUCGGCACACGUGCUUCUCAAAGAUGGCGUAUGGGCAAUGUUUAAUUGUUCAUAAAUAUCUAUGUAUCAACACAUACAUCAAUAGAUUUUUCGAGAAGAACCCACGAAAUAAGACUGCAGUCCAUUUGAGACAUUCCUGUUUCAUGAAUGUCACUAUUUCAAUAAAUUUUAGCUGGUAACCAUAA